Messenger RNA from Pteropus alecto (black flying fox), 1146 nucleotides. RefSeq names its product junctional sarcoplasmic reticulum protein 1 (gene JSRP1). The transcript has 7 exons. The record is from RefSeq and is a predicted model, not a curated record. Gene Ontology annotation, biological process: regulation of ryanodine-sensitive calcium-release channel activity; skeletal muscle contraction. Bases 1 to 1146 code for a protein of 381 amino acids. Lineage: Eukaryota; Metazoa; Chordata; Mammalia; Chiroptera; Pteropodidae. Gene Ontology annotation, cellular component: sarcoplasmic reticulum.
AUGUCACCGGCUGUGACUGUGAUGAAGGGGAAGGAGCCCCAAGCCAGGGACGCGGCGCCUCCGAAGCUGGCAGAGGCCAGCAGAGGCCGGAGACGCCCCACGGCCCGAGUCUGGUCCCGCUGCUUCUCAGACAUCUCCAUGACGACCAGGGCCCUGGAGGAGCUGGAUGGAGGCCUGGGCAGCUGCCAACCGGGUGAGGAACCCCUUGCAUGGGCCGACCCCUGCCCAGGCCGGCCCCGGGAGGACAAGUCUCGAGUGACACCCAGGCUGGCUGACUCCAGCAGCUGGCCCCACGAGCUGGAAGCUGAGGGCGGCCCUGCAGGUGGAGGGGAUGCCAGGCCCAAGAAGACAGAAAAAGGGCCUGUGGCCAAAGUGGGCCCAGGACCCAGCAAGGAGAGGCUGAAAGCAGGAGCAGCCCCCCGGAGCCCCGCGCGCAAGAAGGCUCAGGCUGCACCCCCGCAGCCGCCGCCGUUGCCGCCGCCGGCCCUGAGCGAGGAGCUGCCCUGGGGGGACCUGUCACUCAACAAGUGUCUGGUGCUCGCCUCGCUGGUGGCGCUGCUGGGCUCAGCCUUCCAGCUGUGCCGCGAUGCUGUUGCUGGUGAGGCGGGUGCUCCGGCACCUGCCCCUGAGCCAUGGGUCCCACCAAGUUCAUCCCCCAAAAAGCCAGCACCGCACCUGCCGAAGCCCGUGGCCUGGGCGCCCCCAUCGGUUCCCCCUGCGCCCCAGGUGGAGGCAGAGGAGAGGCCCGAGGUGCCCGCAGCGGCUGCACGGAAGGACGGAGGGGAGCCUGGGGAGGCCGCCGGGGAGAAGCGCGCACCCCUGGCCCACGGGGGGCCCAAGGAGAGGCCGCGGAAAGAGAGUCCGCGGAAGGAGAAGUCCCGAAAGGAGGAGAGACCGCGGAAGGAGGAAAAACCGCGGAGGGAGGAGAAACCGCGGAGGGCGGAGAAGCCACGGGCUGCCAGGGAGCCCCCGGGAGCCCUCCCCCGGCGCUGGGAGGCCCGCGAAGGAGGCCGUCGGCCCUGGGUGCAGGAGUCCCGAGACCCUGAGCACAGGAAAAGGCCGGCCUGGGCCUCUUUGCGGCGCCCCAACGAGGAAGACCGGCCUCCCGGCCGCCAGAAGCACCGCGCCGGCAAGGGGCGGGACUGA